CGUGGAAUGUGGACGUAGGUGUACAUUAGCACCGUGAAAUUGUGCCUCUUGAGUACACGCAGCAAGGAGACGCAGAAUUGUAAAUUGUCAGAUUGCAUACAUCUUCCCAAAUAUUGUUCCUCUUCUGCGGUUCUUCACUGAUGAUGAUCCAUGCAUUAUUGAAAGACACUUGGAGCCGCCACUAAGUGGGGGGAAGGGUUUGCUUCUGAUUUUUGCAGAUUUCGUAGGAGAAAGACUCGUUUUUUCCAGUGUUAUUUAAAUCACUAAAUCUGAUAUUGGUUUUGCUUAACAUGAUCAGUGUCCUUGAAUUUAGUUAAAUUACCGACUUGCCAAACUAUGAUUUAGCCCACAACUCCAUCAAGGUUCUCGCCCACCUUGUAUUGGCUUUACGAUCAUGAAGUUAAAAUAAAUAGGAAAACUCAAUUGGAAACGGAUUAAUGGGUAAAUAAGUUGGGAUCGUUGGUGUAUGAGGUAUAAGGCACCUCUCCACCUGCUGGAUCAGAGGAUAGUAGCUCCAGCAACAGUAUUUCACAUGGUUUUAAGCUGCAACCAGAUCACAAAGAAAGAUAAAUGGGUUCAUCAAAGCUGUGGAACUGGAAGCCAGCAUAUGGAAGACCACUUAACAUUGGCAUCAGAAUGUUAAGGACUUCCUUGUAGAGGCAAACAAGAGUUAUAACCUCCACAAAAAGGAUGGUCUCUGUGGCCAGUUCUCGGUGAGCUGGAAGAUUUCAGCACUUACCUUCCAACUGAGGGAAAACUCCUGUAAAUGCUGGCUGGAUGUAGAAGAUAAGACCUGUAUCAGUUGAUUUGCUGGGAUAAUACUGCCUCGGGUGGCAGCCAAAAAUGCAGUUUAUGAGACUUGGUAAAAUCCAUGUGCUGAGGCAGUUGGCAAGUGGAUGUCGCAAUGUGGGACACACUAUGUUCAACAAAUACCUUCUUCUCACCAAUGUUGGAAUCUCCAUGUGCCUCUCUGCUACUGGUGAUGUCAUCCAGCAACAUUAUGAGAUGAUGCAUAACGAAAGAAAAAAUGUGGAGUUAAUAAGAACCCGAAACAUGUCCAUAUCAGGAGUUACUGUUGGUGUUGUAUGCCACUUUACAUAUAACUACUUAGAUAAAAAGCUACCUGGAAGAUCUCUGCAGACAGUUCUGAAAAAGGUUGUGGUGGAUCAACUUGUAUUUUCUCCCAUAUAUUUAACUGUGUUUUUCUUCACUCUGGCAAUAUUAGAGGGUUCUAACUGGGUGACACUAAAAAAAGAAGUUACUCAUAAGGCAUGGCGGUUGUACCUAGCAGAAUGGCUAAUUUGGCCUCCAGCACAAGUAAUAAAUUUCUAUUUUUUACCAACAAAAUUUCGCGUGCUGUAUGACAAUACCAUAUCUCUUGGGUUUGAUAUAUACACUUCAUACAUCAAACAUAAUAUACCUAUUGAGGAAGAAAAAGUGACUCUAGAAGAAAAGUGAUCAAUAUUUAUUGCUUAGAUGCUGUAACAAUAUAGUGGCUGUGAUAAUAAAAGUAUGUCAUGUUCAUUACUAAGGUGUUCCCUAUUCUUAUUUCAUAAAUGGGUCAAAAAUACUCUUUAUUUAUUGUUUUUUGGUUUUAGAACAGUCCUUGCAGAGAGUAGUGAAGUUUAUAUGUGAAAUGAAUGUUAUGUUUAUAAGUGAAAUGAAUUUUACAUUCCAUCCUGUUGAUAGUUCAACACAAAUGUACAAAUAAACAAUGACCAAUAAACAGUGCUUAAACUGAAUAAAGA
Molecule: messenger RNA, 1748 nt
Organism: Schistocerca piceifrons (Central American locust)
Lineage: Eukaryota; Metazoa; Arthropoda; Insecta; Orthoptera; Acrididae
Product: mpv17-like protein 2
Exons: 5
Coding region: 844-1458 (204 amino acids)
Biological process (GO): mitochondrial ribosome assembly
Cellular component (GO): cytoplasm; membrane
Source: RefSeq, a predicted model, not a curated record